CUGGAGGGGGGGCAGAGCGCGACCCCGCUGCAGCACAGAGCCUCUUGAUACCCUCCUAACCUGCAGUGAUGUGUAAAGGCCUUUCCUCCCUGCCUUCUUCAUGUCUGGAGAAGGCCAAAGGGAUGCGAGUGAAGCUCAUUCACCUGGCAGAUGCCCAUCACAAGCAUCGGCUUCACGACGGAAAGACACUUCAGGAUCUGGAAACCCUGCUGAACACCAAAAGUGGCCUGCAGGCCUUUCGAGGCUUCCUUCGUUCAGAGUUCAGUGAGGAGAACCUGGAGUUCUGGUUGGCUUGUGAGGACUUCAGAGUUUCUCCUUCAAACCUGCUGAAGAACAAGGCCAGCAAGAUCUACAGCCAGUUCGUUAACCCGGAGGCCCCACUGGAGGUGAACCUGGACGCUGAGACCCGCGAGGCUCUGCUGGGUGUGAUGGAGUCUCCGAGCGCCGACUCCUUCCUGGAAGCCCAGCAGAGGAUCUACAGCUUGAUGGCCAAAGACUCCUUCCCUCGGUUCCUCCGCUCUCAGCUCUGCGUGGAGGCCCUCAAAGCCUUCUAGAAGCUCAGCAUCACUUCUGCUGGAUGUGAUGGUGGAGCCGCGUUACCACUGCCAUCCUACGUUUGUGUUGAGCUUCCCUGUGGCAGGAAGCUUCAUGUGAUGCUUGCUGUGCUGCUUUAAUAAAAACCUGGAGCUUCAG
Messenger RNA from Oryzias latipes (Japanese medaka), 693 nucleotides. Its product is annotated as regulator of G-protein signaling 8. Lineage: Eukaryota; Metazoa; Chordata; Actinopteri; Beloniformes; Adrianichthyidae. The record is from RefSeq and is a predicted model, not a curated record.